UUGACACUACCCAUCUCCUAUUCUCAGCCUAUCUCGUCUUCUCCAUGCAACUAGGUUUUGCCAUGCUUUGUGCAGGCUCUGUUCGUGCCAAAAACACCAUGAAUAUUAUGCUCACCAAUGUCCUUGACGCGCCUAUUGGUGGCCUUUUUUAUUACCUCUUCGGUUUUGCCUUUGCCUUCGGUACCGGUGGCUCAGAGAAUGGCUUUAUUGGCAAACAACACUUCGGCCUCAAGACCAUCCCAUCUGAAGAUUUGGACUACAGCAACUUUCUUUACCAGUGGGCGUUUGCUAUAGCUGCUGCUGGGAUUACUAGUGGCUCUAUCGCCGAAAGAACACAAUUUGUCGCUUACUUAAUAUACUCUUCCUUUUUAACUGGCUUUGUUUGCCCAGUUGUGUCUCACUGGUUCUGGUCUACUGAUGGAUGGGCUUCUGCUUUCAGAACUGACAAUCUCUUGUUUGGUAAUGGAGUAAUCGAUUUCACUGGAUCUGGGGUGGUGCAGAUGGUGGGUGGUAUUGCUGGGUUAUGGGGCGCUCUCAUUGAAGGUCCAAGAUUAGGUCGCUUUGACCAUUCUGGCAGGGCCAUUGCUCUGCGUGGACACAGCGCUUCUCCGGUGAUUCUCGGUACUUUCCUGCUCCGAUUUGGAUGGUACGGAUUCAAUCCCGGGUCAUUCAACAAAAUCUUGAACGAUGGGAGUUACAAUAGUCAAUGGAGUGCAGUUGGACGAACCGCCAUUACCAUCACCUUAACCGGUUACAUUGCAACUUUAAUCACUCUAUUUGGUAGAAAGCUCUUGGUUGCUCAUGGCAUGUAGAUUUUGGUGAUUACUGUUGGGACGCAACAACAAUGUGGAUACUGUGAAGAACAGAGGAUUGACGAUCGGCGGGAGGAGGACGCACGCGACUGUACCAAAUGAAGAGAUUGAGAACUCGGCGAGAAAUGAGAUGAGACGGGACCGGGACGAAUGACAGGUGGGUGAGCUUGAAGAGAGUGAAAGAGGAGAAACAAAAGGAGAAGAAAAGGGGAGAGGCUAGAGUUUUUAGUAAAUAAAUUUGACUUU
Manihot esculenta (cassava) is the source of this 1058-nucleotide messenger RNA. Its product is annotated as ammonium transporter 1 member 1. Gene Ontology annotation, cellular component: membrane. Gene Ontology annotation, molecular function: ammonium channel activity. Gene Ontology annotation, biological process: ammonium transmembrane transport; ammonium homeostasis. NCBI's taxonomy places the organism in Eukaryota, Viridiplantae, Streptophyta, Magnoliopsida, Malpighiales, Euphorbiaceae. The transcript is spliced from 2 exons. The record is from RefSeq and is a predicted model, not a curated record. The coding region runs from base 45 to 812 and encodes 255 amino acids.